AUGACAGUCAAGCUGCAUUUGUUCGUCGCUUUUCUAAUGUUUAGUACUUACUACUUGACAGAGGUUUAUUCACUAGUGGAAUUUACAAACGUACAGUGCGAGAAUAUGGACAAGGACUUUGCCUUAGUUGAAUAUUGUUAUCUGAAAUCUGUGAACCGAUCUUACAAAUAUGUUUCCAUUAAAGUUAACCUCCUAAAGCCACCCAUAACUAAAGUUAAGGUGCGUUUGGCUCUCUAUAAACGCUUGAAUGGCUAUAAGCCAUUUCUGUAUGAUCUGACUGUAGACGCGUGCCGGUUUCUUAAAUACCCGAAAUCCAAUCCGGUGGCUCUUUUUUUUUACAAUUGUUUCAAAGAGUACUCCAAUAUGAACCACACUUGUCCCUUUGACCAUGAUAUUGUGCUGGAUAAGAUGUCGUAUCAUAGUAUAAAUAAUAAGUUCACCAAAGUACUGGCCUUUCCGGAGGGGAAUUAUAUGUUUGAAAUGGACUGGAUAGCCUAUGACAUCAAUCGAGUUAUAACUAAGUUAUAUUUCUCACUUUCUUGA
This is a messenger RNA of Drosophila teissieri, 543 nucleotides long. RefSeq lists its product as uncharacterized. The transcript has 4 exons. The coding region runs from base 1 to 543 and encodes 180 amino acids. The record is from RefSeq and is a predicted model, not a curated record. Lineage: Eukaryota; Metazoa; Arthropoda; Insecta; Diptera; Drosophilidae.